This is a messenger RNA of Nicotiana tabacum (common tobacco), 661 nucleotides long. RefSeq names its product protein BUNDLE SHEATH DEFECTIVE 2, chloroplastic. The record is from RefSeq and is a predicted model, not a curated record. Gene Ontology annotation, cellular component: protein folding chaperone complex; chloroplast stroma. Gene Ontology annotation, molecular function: protein folding chaperone. Lineage: Eukaryota; Viridiplantae; Streptophyta; Magnoliopsida; Solanales; Solanaceae.
AGCACUUUAAUUAGAAACUCUUUCACUUUUCCCAACUUCACUUCUUUUUUUCUUCUCAAAAUUGUUUCUUUGACUAAAUUCAGAAAAAAAACUGAAUUCAUUCUCUUAAUGGCAAAUUCUCUGUGUUUCACACCUUUAGCUUCAUUCAACUCUGUCAAUAAACCAGGUCUAAAUCUGAUUAAUGGGAAUUGCACUGGAGGAAAGAUUCAAUGGAUCAAAGAUGUUACCUACAGCUCCAAGAGUAACUUGAGAGUUGUGGAAGUGAAGGCCACUGACAGUGAUAAAGACACGAAAGUAAGGAGCAUAGUCUGUCAAAAUUGUGAUGGAAAUGGUGCAGUGUCGUGCUCACAGUGCAAAGGCUCUGGGGUUAACUCUGUAGAUCAUUUCAACGGGCGGUUCAAAGCUGGUGGACUAUGUUGGUUGUGCAGAGGUAAAAAAGAUGUGUUAUGUGGUGACUGCAAUGGUGCUGGAUUUCUUGGUGGAUUUAUGAGUACGUUCGAUGAGUAGACUUCAUAUGCACUAUUCUCGGGUAGGUUCAGAGGCAGAUCCAAAAUGUACACUUUGAUGGGUUCAAUCUUUAAAAAUUUUGCAUUGAACUCAUUGUAUCUUUGAGAUUAUGAAUUCAGAAUUUAAUAUUUAUUGAAAUUUCAGUUAUUUUUCA